This is a messenger RNA of Rhagoletis pomonella (apple maggot), 762 nucleotides long. RefSeq names its product C-factor-like. The record is from RefSeq and is a predicted model, not a curated record. The annotation marks the transcript as partial. The transcript is spliced from 5 exons. NCBI's taxonomy places the organism in Eukaryota, Metazoa, Arthropoda, Insecta, Diptera, Tephritidae.
ACUCUCUGGGAAGACAAUACCUGAAUUAAAGGAUUUAGCGAAUCGAAAUCCAUCUAUACACAUUUUGGAGAUUGACUUGAAUAACUUUGAAAGCUAUGCAAAUUUGGUAAGUCGUAUCGGUGAAGUUGUUAAGGAAAAAGGACUUAAUGUACUGUUCAACAAUGCUGGCGUUGCUCCCAAAUCUACUCGGAUAACCACAAUAAAACUAGAGGAUCUGAUGCAGACUUUACAAACCAAUACUGUUGUGCCUAUAAUGUUGUCGAAGGCUUGCCUUCCUCUACUAAAACAAGCGGCGGCGGCGGCGACAAAUGGAGAGCAGGAAAUGGGUGUCAAACGGGCUGCUAUUAUCAAUAUGAGUUCCAUUCUUGGCUCGAUCGAGGCUAACACAGACGGUGCCAUGUACGCAUAUCGUACUUCGAAGGCGGCUUUGAAUGCUGCGACCAAGUCAAUGAGCAUAGAUCUUUUCCAAAACAAAAUUCUUUGCGUAUGUUUACAUCCUGGAUGGGUACGUACUGAUAUGGGCGGAUCCAAUGCACCUCUCGACGUGGAUACAAGCUCAAGCAAAAUAAUCGAAACGCUGUUCAAAUUUAAUGGUUCAAAUAAUGGUGGAUUUUAUCAAUAUGAUGGAAAAAAAUUGCCUUGGUAGAAGCUGUGUUCGUUAAAUUUUUAAUUGUUGGAAUUGUUGAUGAAAUAUAUUUUUGUUGAAAAAAAUCUACACACAUAUAUUUAUGUACAUAAAUACAAUAUAUACAUAUAUGUAUG